Messenger RNA from Mizuhopecten yessoensis (Yesso scallop), 1417 nucleotides. RefSeq names its product meiosis expressed gene 1 protein homolog. The record is from RefSeq and is a predicted model, not a curated record. The transcript is spliced from 3 exons. Gene Ontology annotation, cellular component: nucleus. The coding region runs from base 253 to 540 and encodes 95 amino acids. NCBI's taxonomy places the organism in Eukaryota, Metazoa, Mollusca, Bivalvia, Pectinida, Pectinidae.
ACACAGUUUACACUUUGUGUAACAGUAUAUGUAAUGACCUACUGAUGCAUGUCGAUACCAGCCAUAGGUCAGACAGUCAUUGUUUUAUUUAUCGUAAGCGAGGUAUGACACAUUGAAAGAGAUCUGUGUUACCGUAGAUACGUCCUUAGACAAUAACAAACGGAAACUAGUCGAUCAGUGUGGAUCGAAUAUUAUAUUUGUCUUUGUUGACAAAUCGUUUGACCAAAUACACAUACUGGAGAAUUUGCAACAAUGGCAUCAGGAGUGAAAGUUGCAGCAAUGACAGAACAGAAGCCCACCAAGAUGGUUCGACCCAAACAUUGGGAUGAAACAGUGGAGGAAGCGUAUAGGUUUCAAACGGCUGGAUACCGGGAUGCAGUGGAGUACCAGACAUUAAAACCAGACUUCGAGGUAGAUAGAUGGCCUCACAAUGGUUACAUCAAGAAGCUGGUAAGGAAAAAUGGAUACUACAACUACUUCAACAAAGAGCGUGAAUGUCCAGAUAAAGAAAUACACAAAACAAAGAUCUACAUGUACUAAACAUUAGUCCAUCACAAAUCGAAAUGUUUGAAGAUGUUUUAAAAAGAGGACUGAUGUCUGAUGAGACCAGCCAGUCAUGCUGCUGAUCAUGGAUACCUGUGUUUGUGUGGAGAGAGACUGUGUUUAAAUGUGUCUGUCCUGCUACGUUCGGACAUUUCGUAUGUCCCAUACUUCAACACAAUAUAUUUCUGUGUGUUGUACCACAAAGGAACGGACCGGACCGUCUAUAAGAUAUAUGUCAAUUUAGUCAAAAACUUUUUCUUUUUUGCAUUCCAUUCAAGAAAAUAGGAAUUAAUGAAUUUGAGUCUAUAUAAGAAGCCUAUUUAUUGCAAUGGUGCAUUUUACUUACUUACAUGACCCAUCCGGAUUGACAACUUUAUAUGAGCUUUAUCAGCAUAAUCAUACACAUGUGCAUGGAUAUUUUCUGUACAUGUUGGUUUGGAAAAAUCCCAUUAUACAUAUAAAAUACAGAAGUAGGUGAUUUAAAUGAAUGAGUGAAUAAAUCUGCUUUCAUGGACUGCUUAUGGCUGGUUUUAUAUACAAACUUACACAGGCACCACUGCUUGCUCUCCUGACUUCUCCGUGUUGUGAAAUGUGUUUACUGAAGUCAGAUAUGAAAAACUAUAGUAGUUGUUUGUUGAUUAUGACUGACCACAGUGUAAAAGGAUUUUAGAUUUUAUCAACCAUCAUUGUACAUAGUAUUUAAAUUAUCACAUCAUACAAUUUUUUAAUGUGUUCAAUUCAAGGCAUAGUGUAUUUAUAGUCCUUCACCUAAAUCUUAAGGUUGCACUUUAUUGUAUAAGCUACAAAAUGUGUUGUGAUAAAUCGAGUACCUUUAUGUUAUUUGAAAAAUAAAAAAAGUGAUAGAGCAGAACAA